This is a messenger RNA of Penicillium angulare, 180 nucleotides long. RefSeq lists its product as uncharacterized. The transcript has a single exon. The record is from RefSeq and is a predicted model, not a curated record. Bases 1 to 180 code for a protein of 59 amino acids. Lineage: Eukaryota; Fungi; Ascomycota; Eurotiomycetes; Eurotiales; Aspergillaceae.
AUGACUGCUAAUUCGUAUCCCGAUAACUGUGAUUUUGAACCGCAGGACCUCGAACUCGGAGAUCAAGAUUCGCAAUAUGCCCCCACUCCAGGAUACUAUGGUCGCACGCAAGCGUCAAGCUGCGAGUUUAGCCCUUCCCUCGACUAUCACUCCGAGUAUGAUAUGGAAGACCUGUGCUAA